AUGGCACCGUAUGAAGCACUUUAUGGGCGACCUUGUCCUUCACCAGUCUGUUGGACUGAAGUAGGGGAAGUAACCUUGUUAGGACCAGACUUGGUUCAGGAGACCACUGAAAAGAUAAAACUGAUCAAACAACGGCUAACCACAGCCCAAAGUCGACAAAAGAGCUAUGCGGAUCAAAGGAGACGACCCUUAACAUUUGAAGUAGGGGAUCAUGUUUUUCUCAAAGUUCAACCUCGUCGAGGUGCUACACGAUUUGGGAAGAAAGGGAAACUUGCACCUCAGUGUGUGGGACCCUUCGAAAUCCUGAGCAAAGUAGGAGAAGUGGCAUACCGUUUGGCUUUAUCACCUCAACUGGCUGGAGUACAUAAUGUUUUUCACAUCUCUAUGCUACGAAAAUACGAGCCACACCCUUCUCACAUCAUCAAUUGGGAGGAAAUUAAUCUUGAUGAAGAUGUGACAUUUGAAGAGAAGCCUGUCAAGAUUUUAGAUCGUUGCGAGAAGAAAUUACGAGGUAAAACCAUACCAUUGGUUCGAGUUCUUUGGAGACAUCGUGGGACGGAAGAGUCAAUGUGGGAACGAGAAGAUAUGAUACGUGCCAAUUACCCUCACAUUUUUUAG
Camellia sinensis is the source of this 618-nucleotide messenger RNA. NCBI's taxonomy places the organism in Eukaryota, Viridiplantae, Streptophyta, Magnoliopsida, Ericales, Theaceae. The record is from RefSeq and is a predicted model, not a curated record.